Molecule: messenger RNA, 1489 nt
Organism: Solanum pennellii
Lineage: Eukaryota; Viridiplantae; Streptophyta; Magnoliopsida; Solanales; Solanaceae
Product: probable protein phosphatase 2C 55
Exons: 2
Coding region: 168-1301 (377 amino acids)
Source: RefSeq, a predicted model, not a curated record
GGAAAGGUCUACUAAAAUGUGGUAGGGAAGUUCCUCUGUGUUCUUGCACCCAAAAGUAAACAAAACGGAAAAGUUGUCCGCCGUCAACGAAAAUAUUUUCAGGCUUUACCUCCUGAACUACUUGCUGCAAGCAGAGUUUCUCUCGUUAUUGAUUGUUACAGCGGAUAAUGGCUGUUUGUGGUUCAAGAACUUCUCAUAUUGGCCAUUUUGUUGGUAAUAUGGCUGCUAGGCGCCUGCAUUAUGGAUUGGCGGUAAAUAAUAGUAGCGUCUCUAAUAGCAAUAGGAGCAUUGAGAAUGUUAGAAAAGCCAACAUUAGUUUGAGAAAUAAACGCCAACCUCACAACUUCAUGUUAUCUCAAUAUUUUAAAACUAGUGUUGCAAAGAGGAAGGGACAUGAAGGAUUUGGAUUAGAAGGUUUUCGCGUUUUAUCACUUGCACGUUUCUCUUCUGGAACUACUGCUCCCGGCAGCCUGUCUUCUGAUAAUACUAAGAAAAAGGAACAGACUGCAGAUACUGUUGAUUCUUCUGAGGGAAAGAUACACCUGAAGCUGAAUCCGGGGUCAUUUUAUCUGCCUCAUCCUGCGAAAGCAAAAACUGGUGGAGAGGAUGCUCAUUUCAUUCAUGAUCCUGCACAAGCUAUAGGUGUAGCUGAUGGGGUCGGUGGAUGGGCUGAUCUUGGUAUUGAUGCAGGGGAAUAUGCCCGUGAAUUAAUGUCUAACUGUAUGUCUGUGAUACAAGAGGAACCUAAGGAUUCCGUAGACCUUAUCAGGGUCCUGGAGAAAGCUUACAUGAGAACAAAAGCAAAAGGUUCUUCAACUGCUUGUAUCGUUGCACUCACUGAUGAAGGUCUUUAUGCCGUUAAUUUAGGAGACAGUGGAUUUAUGUUGGUUAGGCAUGGAUCUGCUAUAUUUAAAUCCCCUGUACAACAGCACGGUUUUAAUUUUCCCUAUCAACUGGAAGGCAGCACUGCUGGUGAUUCACCUAGCUUGGCCCAAGCAUUUAAAAUUACAGUAGCUCCAGGAGAUGUCUUAGUCGUUGGUACAGAUGGGCUUUUUGACAAUUUAUAUGAUGCAGAUAUCACGGAAGUUGUGGUUCAUGCUGUGGAAGCUGGCUUAGGGCCACAAAUGACAGCUAAAAAGAUAGCAGCAUUGGCACAGCAAAGAGCAAUGGACACAACUAAGCCGUCACCUUUCUCUGAUGCAGCCAAAGAGGCCGGAUUUGAGUACCACGGGGGGAAACUUGAUGACAUAACUGUAGUUGUUUCUUAUGUAACUAACAAUGCCAAUCCAUUGGCAGAUUGAGCCUCAAACUCUGAUGUUUUUGAAGUAGGACUGUGACUAGCAAUUCGCCUAGUGGUGCCUCCUUGAUCCGUCAAGUGUUUUAGUUCCUAGAUUUACAGUACGGAGGCAUGUCUAUAUGUUGUAUACGAUGUUGAUAUAUCGUUCUUGUUGAGAUUGAUGGAUACAAAGACACUGUUCUUUGAAAGUAA